ACAUAGAGAGAGGGGGAGAGAGAGAGAGACAGAGACCGAGAGGAGAGAGAGAGAGAAGAGAGAGAGAGAGAGGAUGGGCAAAGGAGCAGAGACGACGGCGAAGAAGAAGAAGAAGGGGCGGCCCUCUCUCCUUGACAUUCAGAAGCGGAUACUCAAGCAGCAAAGAUUGCAAGAAACCCUCACCGGCAGCCCCAAUUCCCACCACCAACCCCCUGAUGCCACCCCAAACCCUAGCCGGCGAUCCACCCGCCGGAAUUCCAUCUCCGACGGGCUUUACCCCUCAUCCGAGUGGGUCUCCGGCGCCGAAGAGGACGACGACGACGACGAACGCAUCAGGAAGAAGCGGAAGCCCCUCUUCGGCCUGGAUUCUCCGGGCCCCAAUUCUUUGGCGGAUUCCCCAUUCGCUGGCUUGGGUCCCUGCGGCUCUGAUUCGAAUCCCAGGAGUGGUAAUCACGAUGCGGAUGCCGGCAGCGGCAAACCCAGUGUCGGAUCUGAAUAUUCGGGUGAAAAGGUUUUGAAAGGGACAGACACUGGAGGACAUGGGUCUGUGGAUGUUUCCGGUCCCACAACACCUUUGCCAGACAAAAAGCUGUUGGCUUUCAUCCUUGAUAGGCUUCAAAAAAAGGACACUCAUGGGGUAUUCUCGGAGCCUGUGGAUCCGGAGGAGCUUCCUGAUUAUCAUGACAUCAUUAAGCAUCCCAUGGAUUUUGGAACUGUGAGGAAGAAACUAGAAGAUGGUGCUUAUGCGAACUUGGAACAAUUUGAGAAAGACGUUUUCUUGAUAUGCUCAAAUGCGAUGCAAUAUAAUUCUCCGGAUACUAUAUUCUUUCGGCAGGCACGAUCAAUGCAAGAGAUUGCGAAGAAAGAUUUUGAAAAUUUGAGGCAGGACAGUGAUGAUAGUGAACCACAGCAAACAAAAGUAGUACGAAGAGGCAGGCCUCCUGGCAGAGGCCUGAAGAAGUUACUAGAGAAAUCCUCAGCUGAUCGCGCUGGUCCCGAGGCUUCCUCAGACGCAGUUCUUGCUAAUGGAGAUAAUUCUUGCUCAUCAAACACAUAUAAUUUGAGGAAAGGACCCGAUCCAUGUCAUCUUCAUCACGCUGAUUCUAUUGGCAAUGCCUCCCGAGUAAACAGAGAAAGUCAGAGUUAUUGGUUUGCUGAGUUCGACAAGGAGUUUCCAGCCUCAGUUUUGAGGAGUGUCAUGAAGGAGGGGAAGAAACUAUGUCCAGCAGAUGAAAAUAAACGAGACAGCUAUAAGCAGCAAUCCACUGGCGGAGAACGCUCUCUUCUGUGCACAUUUGAAUCAGAGACAAAGUACCUAACAGUGGUAGAUUUACGCUCGCGAGAUCAUGGUUAUGCGAGAAGCUUAGCUCGAUUUGCUGCCAAUCUUGGGCCUGUUGUCUGGAGGAUCGCUUCAAAGAAGAUUAGGAGCGUUUUGCCGAACGGAACAAAUUUUGGUCCUGGGUGGGUUGGAGAGGAUGAUAUCUUGGAGCGGCCCCAGUUUCCGUUCUCCCAGAGGCAGAAUAUACCUUCAGCUUAUGACUGUCCUUCGAGGGUUGCAUCUCCGGCAGGCUUAAAUUUUUCUGUUGAAGAUAUCAAAAAUGCCAGAAGAUUGGCUUCCCAAAGCAAGUUAGCUUCCCCAAGCAACAGCAGUUGUGAAUCUUGUGAUAUAAAACAAAUGAAUCAGGCCAAUACGAAUUGCUUCGGUGGUAAAAGCGGGAUUGUAAUGCAAAACAUGCCAUCUCCAAUAUCCGCUUCCUAUGAGGCCUUAGUACCUUCGGAAGCUCCAGGAAUGGUUUCGAGUGGUUACAGGGCCAUCCAACCAAUGCCCAUAAACUAUGUUGACUCAACCAACAGCUUCUCGCAGAGUUCCAGUGGGUUGCAGCCUUUCAAUUCUUUCAGGUCACAUACGCCAUCCUCAGAAGAGCUUUCUUGGAACUUGCCGGUUCAGCAUAUGGAGUGUAAACCAGAUUGUGGUCAGAUUCCUCCUGAUCCGAAUGCCCGGUUCCUGGUACAAGGCUCACCGAGCUCUAGCUUGUUCAUUAGUUCUCAGCAACCCGACUUGGGUUUGCAAUUAUAAGGAUGUUUUUCUUUUAUAUUCUUUUUCCUUAUGAUUAAUCAAUUUGAUGGACCAGGAGUUCGGAACUCCUUGGACUAUACUCUAUAGGAGCGAUUUUUGGUUCUUCGCCACUUAGUAGCUCAACAUGUCAUUCUCUUCAGAUUUUAGGCGACUUUUGUACAGAUGAUUCGCGACGAAUAUAAAUGUGUAGUUUCCGAUGUUUCUGUCGUGGAUAAA
Messenger RNA from Punica granatum (pomegranate), 2293 nucleotides. The record is from RefSeq and is a predicted model, not a curated record. NCBI's taxonomy places the organism in Eukaryota, Viridiplantae, Streptophyta, Magnoliopsida, Myrtales, Lythraceae.